UCUGCCGAUCACGCCAGCAGUAGCACGAGGAUGCGAAGGACUUUGGAGCCUUAGGGAAAGAGUGUUGGGAUGGUUUGACCCGAAAGGAACUAUGAAAACCAAGGAGCGACAGAAAGCCGGCAAGGAAAGUCUGGAUAAUAGUAUGGCAGGCGAGGCCAGCAGCUCCGAGGGCGGCCUUAAGAAGAUAGUGUCGUCCCUCGUGCGAGCACUAAACAAAACUCAAGGCUAUCUGGCGGACGUCAAGAAAAAGUUGACUUUCGAUGGAGCAAACAUCACGGAGUUCCUGAUCGACUACAAGAACCUAGCUGCGUUACUAAAGUGGAUCGAGGAGGAAAAGAUGGACCACCUAGAACCUGUCUCUUAUACACAUCUAGAUGUGUAUAAGAGACAGAUCACGGAGUUCCUGAUCGACUACAAGAACCUAGCUGCGUUACUAAAGUGGAUCGAGGAGGAAAAGAUGGACCACCUAGAACAACACGUGUCGUUAAGCCUAGGACGGGACAUAAUGGCCAUUGUAGCCGCAAGCCGGUUUUGGAAGGAGACCCGGGAUGUGAUGAUGAGGAAGUACCUAGCGACAGAGAAAAUGGCAACGGAGGCCGACUUAGCGGCAGUUCAGAGGAAGAACUUCGCAACGUACAAUGAUUUCCUACAGGAAUUUACUCUAGUAGCACUAAGGAUCCCCGGGGUCACGGACCGGAUAAUGAGCAACUAUUUCCUCAGGCAGUUCUCCGAGUUCGACAAAGGCAAGAUCCUGUCAGCUUACCAACAGACGAGCAAGUUCGUAAACACGCGGGAUGUUGAUUUUAGCACGGUAACGGAUCUGGCUCAGAAAACGGUAGUAACAGAGAUGUUGGCCUUGCUCAAGGAAGGAGAGGUCAUAGAUCUGAUCAGUAGGACGGGCGACAAGGUGUACCAGAUCAUUAAAGGGGGAGAUAUUUGGACCACAAGGGGAACGGGUGAACUGGAACUCUCCAGGAGGGAUGCGGCGAGCCAUUAUCAUGCUCAACGGGUUAGAAAUAACAGUCGUAGAGGCCGAACCGGUGGGCGAAUCAUCUGGGAUCAACUCCGGGGGCGCGGGCCACAGGUCAACUUCAUUUUGGAAAGCGACGGGCGGGAUAGGGUAAACGCGACUACUCGACUAGGGACGGCUGGGAGAAGGAUUAUCCGUGACGCUGUAAUGGAGGAGGUUGAUGGAAGUUCGGAACCGCAGGCGGAGCCUGAGGCCGAGGAAACGGAAAAGGUCUAUGGGAAGCCUAGGGAAGAGGAGCCUGCGGACAAGGUUACCGCCGCUAAGAAGAAAUUUCGGUAUCAACUCCCGAUCUUAACCUUGCCUGAGUUGGACGACACCAUUAGCAAGUUACUAGCAACCAUGGUGUCGGUCUCUUUUCAGACCAUGAUGCAGGCUAGCCCUAGGUUGCUCAAAGGGCUCAGACAACUGUUGACUCGGAGGCGAGUAGAAAUAGGCGACAACCCCGAAUUACCAGAAGGGGAGAGGGAGGAGGAAGCUCCGCAAGAAGUGGCUAACCUUCAGAGGAGUCACGGGGACUUGGAGGAUCUCGAAAAGGCCUUUGCAGACAUUCGUUUGAGCUUGCCCGACCGACAGGGCGGCGAAGUCAUGAGAUCACCACACGGGACGAAGCUUAGCUUUCAUGCGCUGCCCGUAGGGAAACUGAAAAUUCAGAUCGGCCGGAGAAGUAACCAGCGGUCUCACAAGGGGUCAUCCUAUGAAUUUGGGAUAGCAGGAGAAGUAACAGACCUCCUCCAAGCAAAGAUGGACUCCCUCGUUGCGGAGCCUAUGACAUCGCCAUACGCAAAUCGGUGGUUCGUCUUUCGGAAGCCUAACAAGACACUAAGGUGGAUUCAGGACCUGCAGAAGUUGAAUGCGGUAACCAUCCGGGAUGCUGGCUCGCUACCUCAAGCUGACUUAUUAGCGGAAUCACACGCCGAUCGAAGCAUUUACUCCCUGAUAGAUCUGUAUUCAGGGUACGACCAGCUUCCGUUGGAUGUUCGGGACAGGCCAUACACCACUAUGCACACCCCCGUAGGCCAACUACAGAUGCAAGUGACCCCUAUGGGAUUCACAAACGAGGUGGCCGAAGCACAACGCAGGAUGCUCGCCGUGGCCGGGGACAUGUUCCCAGAAAAAUGUGAGCCUUACAUCGAUGACAAUUCGAUCAAAGGUGCGCAGGAGAAGGACGAGACAGAAGUCCAGCCAGGGAUCUGACGUUUUGUGUGGGACCACCUGCAGGACAUUAAGGACUUACUCCGCCGG
Chara braunii is the source of this 2272-nucleotide messenger RNA. Lineage: Eukaryota; Viridiplantae; Streptophyta; Charophyceae; Charales; Characeae. The record is from the annotation of a GenBank genome assembly.